AGCAUUCCGCGACUUUGCCCAUGCAAACAAAAAAUGGUGGCUCCCUGACCGUACAUGUGGCUCUGCAGACGGACAAACUCAUCUAAGAUCGACACUGCUUUCUUUAAAAUAUCUUUCCAAACAAAACAGCAGACUCUAAGCUGAAGCAGUCAGCUCCGUGAAGAUCUGAAACAUGCAACACGACGACGUGAUCUGGGACAUUAUUGGCAACAAACAGUUCUGCUCCUACAAAGUCAAGACAAAGAGUCAGAACUUCUGUCGUAAUGAAUUCAACAUCACAGGGCUGUGUAACCGCGCGUCCUGCCCGCUGGCCAACAGUCAGUACGCCACCAUCAGAGAGGAGAAAGGUCAGAUUUUCCUCUACAUGAAGGUGAUCGAGCGAGCGGCGUUUCCUGCCAAGAUGUGGGAGAAGGUGAAGCUCAGUAAGAACUACGAGAAAGCUCUGGAACAGAUCGAUGAGAAUUUGAUCUACUGGCCUCGAUUCCUUCGACACAAAUGUAAACAACGCUUCACCAAAAUCACUCAGUACCUGAUCCGCAUGCGCAAACUGGUCCUCAAGAGACAGAGGAAGUUGGUUCCUCUGAGCAGGAAGGUGGAGCAGCGAGAGAAGAGGAAAGAGGAGAAAGCUCUGAUCGCCGCUCAGCUGGACAACGCCAUCGAGAAGGAGCUGCUGGAGAGACUGAAACAGGGAACGUACGGAGACAUCUACAACUUCCCCGUCCACGCCUUCGACAGAGCGCUGGAGAAGCAGGACGGAGAGAGCGAGUCAGAGGAGGAAGAGGACGAGGAAGAGGAGGACGAGGAUGUCGGGAAGAGAGAGUUUGUGGCAGAAGAAGAAGUAGAGGAGAGCGACCUGAGCGACUUUGAGGAGAUGAACAAACUGAGGACGAGCAGCGACGAGGAGGAGCAGGACGAGGAGGAGUCGAGUGAAGACGAGGACGAGGAGGAGAUGGAGGUGGAGACAAAGUCGAAGGCCUCGAGGUCGAAAGGAAAAUCUCCGGCUAACGGCUCGGCGGCGAUUAAAAAGAGAGCGUACGUGGAGAUCGAGUACGAGCAGGAGACAGAGCCCGCCUCCAAGAGCAGAACCACGUAGUGAUGUCACACACCGUCCAAUCAGACUGUGAGCUGUGUGUGAGGUCAGAGGACUCUCUGCUGAGGACACACCCACCAUGAUGACACACACAGGAGACUUUUAGUCCUCAAACUGAGACUGUUUGUUUUAUAUCGAGUGAUCUCUCACCCGCCGUCUUUACUCCCCGUCUUUACUUCCUGUAAGAACAACAACAAUAAUAAAACAUAUAUUGUUACGACGAGGUUAA
This is a messenger RNA of Labrus mixtus (cuckoo wrasse), 1319 nucleotides long. It is a transcript of the gene mak16, whose product is annotated as MAK16 homolog (S. cerevisiae). Gene Ontology annotation, biological process: maturation of LSU-rRNA; maturation of 5.8S rRNA. Bases 173 to 1093 code for a protein of 306 amino acids. Gene Ontology annotation, cellular component: nucleolus; preribosome, large subunit precursor. The transcript has 10 exons. The record is from RefSeq and is a predicted model, not a curated record. NCBI's taxonomy places the organism in Eukaryota, Metazoa, Chordata, Actinopteri, Labriformes, Labridae.